AAAAACCCAAACCAGCAGUGAGGGUGGAGCCUCAGAGCACCAUCUACACUGGAGACACUGUUACUCUGAUCUGUGAACUGCAGCUCUCACUCACUGGAUGGAAGUUUCUCUGGUACAAAAACACUCAGUCAAAUUAUCUGACUGCUGAUGAAAACACCAACACAAUCAGUAUAACAGUGUCUAAUACAGGAACAGAAGAGUAUAAAUGUGUAGCACGCAGAGGAGAAACCUACUACACACAUUACAGUGAUCCAGUCAAGAUUACAGUCAGAGAGAGACCAAAGGCUAAAGUGAAAGUGCAGCCAGCUGAGCAUGUGUUCAUCAGAGAGAGAGUCACUCUCACAUGUGACAUAGAAGGUGGAGAUGUCUGGAGUUACGAAUGGUUUAAGAAUAAUAAACGUCUCAGUGAAGCUGAAAGGAGGAAGAAAUAUGAAAUCUCUAAUGCUGAUCAGUCUGAUGAAGGUGAUUAUAGCUGUAAGGGAACAAAGUCAACAGAGCCGCGCUACUCAGAGACCAGUGAUGCUGUUAGACUGACUGUAUCAGAAAAACCCAAACCAGCAGUGAGGGUGGAGCCUCAGAGCACCGUCUACCCUGGAGACACUGUUACUCUGAUCUGUGAACUGCAGCUCUCACUCACUGGAUGGAAGUUUCUCUGGUACAAAAACACUCAGUCAGUACAACUGACUGCUGAUAAAAACACAAACACAAUCAGUAUAACAGUGUCUAAUACAGGAACAGAAGAGUAUAAAUGUGUAGCACACAGAGGAGAAACCUACACACACAUUACAGUGAUCCAGUCAAGAUUACAGUCAGAGAGACCAAAGGCUAAAGUGAAAGUGCAGCCAGCUGAGCAUGUGUUCAUCAGAGAGAGAGUCACUCUCACAUGUGACAUAGAAGGUGGAGAUGUCUGGAGUUACGAGUGGUUUAAGAAUAAUAAACGUCUCAGUGAAGCUGAAAGGAGGAAGAAAUAUGAAAUCUCUAAUGUUGAUCAGUCUGAUGAAGGUGAUUAUAGCUGUAAGGGAACAAAGUCAACAGAGCCGCGUUACUCAGAGACCAGUGAUGCUGUUAGACUGACUGUAUCAGAAAAACCCAAACCAGCAGUGAGGGUGGAGCCUCAGAGCACCAUCUACACUGGAGACACUGUUACUCUGAUCUGUGAACUGCAGCUCUCACUCACUGGAUGGAAGUUUCUCUGGUACAAAAACUCUCAGUCAGUACAACUGACUGCUGAUGAAAACACCAACACAAUCAGUAUAACAGUGUCUAAUACAGGAACAGAAGAGUAUAAAUGUGUAGCACGCAGAGGAGAAACCUACACACAUUACAGUGAUCCAGUCAAGAUUACAGUCAGAGAGAGGCAAUCAACAGAACCAAACUACUCAAAGACCAGUGAUGCUGUAACAGUCUCAGGUUCUGGAUCCUCAGUCUCAGAUACUGGAUCUAGUCAUAUAACAGCAGGAGUGGCAGUGGGACUGAGUUUAACCCUUUUGGUCAUUAUCAUACUGAGCCUGUUUUGGUGUUACAAGAAGAAGAAAGAUGAUUCUUCAACCCAGCCCAGUGAUGUAACUUAUGCGCAGGUUGUGACUACUAAAAAGAAACUAAGAGGAAAUGGAAAGACCACUGGCAAAGAUGUCAUUGUUUAUUCAGAACUGAAGCGGAACACAGACCAAGGUCUUUGAAGAAAGCCUGUGUUGUUGCAGAACUCAAAAAUAACCAUUUAUAGUGAUUCCUGAUUGAGG
Colossoma macropomum (tambaqui) is the source of this 1739-nucleotide messenger RNA. Its product is annotated as B-cell receptor CD22-like. The transcript is spliced from 10 exons. Gene Ontology annotation, biological process: cell surface receptor signaling pathway. Gene Ontology annotation, molecular function: transmembrane signaling receptor activity. The annotation marks the transcript as partial. Lineage: Eukaryota; Metazoa; Chordata; Actinopteri; Characiformes; Serrasalmidae. The record is from RefSeq and is a predicted model, not a curated record.